CAGUACUCGUUGAAGUCUCAACCUCUUUACCUUAUACGUGCUCUAGUCACAUUGAUAUAACUUAAACAGACAUUUAAAUAUACAAAUAUGUACGCUUUUGAUGUAAAGUUGGGGUGCGUUUAUUUAUCAUGCUCGAUGUGAAAACGAGUGGGCCGUAUCUUUGCAAAGUACAGGCAAGUACGUGAGUGUAGUUCGCCUCCAACUGUACUGGUCAACAAUAUAAAAACGUCCCAGCGUCUUCCGCUAGAGGGCGUUCGGGUCCUCACUUAAAUGACAUCAUCGUUACGUACAGGAAGUAAAAUCGACUGCGAAUUUUAUUCGGCUGCAUCAGAUAAACACGCGACUUACGCGGUGAAUUGUUAACCUUAGCUACGUGACAACCGCAACGACGAAAGAAACAUCAGUGAAGCUAUUCUUGCCAAGCAGCAGGAGCCAGAGCGCACUCGCAUUAAAGAGGACGAUGUGGCCAAAGAGGUCCACCACUUCAAUGAACAAAUGGAGCAGAAGGUUCUUUGCUCUAUAAAAGAGGAGGAAGAGCCGGAGUGGCCUUGUACUAAAGAGGAGGGAGAGGACUCCUGUGACAUUAAAAAGGAGGAGGAGGAAGAUAUCUGCAAGAUGCCAUUGACUGGUGUUCCUGUGAAGGGUUUAGAUGAGGGUCAACAUGAGGUGAGCAAAGGGGCGGAGCUUCCAAGCUGCAGCUCUAGUCAACAAAUGGCCAGAGAAGGGGAUGGAGACCACUGUGGGGGAUCACAAGCAGCUCCACCACCAUCAGAUAGUGGUGACGUGUCGUCACAUGUUCCUGAUGCUGCUGCUGCUGCUGAGGAGUCUCAAAACAAACACAGGCAAUGUUCUCACUGUGGAAAUUUUUUUGCUCAUAGCAGUAGUUUGAAACAACACAUGAGAAUCCACACUGGCGAGAAACCUUUUUCAUGCUCAGUUUGUGGCCAAAAAUUCUCUCAGAGCGGACAUUUAAAAAGGCACACAAGAAUCCACACCGGCGAGAAACCUUUUUCAUGCUCAGUUUGUGGCCAACGCUUUUCAGUGAAGGACCACUUAAAAUGUCACACAAGAAUCCACACUGGUGAGAAACCUUUUUCAUGCUCAGUUUGUGGCCAAACAUUCUCUGAGAGGGGAACCUUAAAAAUUCAUACAAGAUUCCACACUGGUGAGAAACCUUUUUCAUGCUCAGUUUGUGGCCAAAUAUUCCCUCAUAGGGGAAAUCUGGAGAAGCACACAAGAAUCCACACUGGCGAGAAACCUUUUUCGUGCUCUGUUUGUGGCCAAAAAUUCUCUCAGAGGGGAUCUUUAAAUAAGCACACAAGAAUCCACACUGGUGAGAAACCUUUUUCGUGCUCAGUUUGUGGCCAAAAAUUCUCUCGGAGGGGACAUCUAAGAUGUCAUACAAGAAUCCACACCGGUGAGAAACCUUUUUCAUGCUCAGUUUGUGGCCAAGACUUCUCUGAGAAGGGAACUCUAAGAUGUCAUACAAGAAUCCACACUGGCGAGAAACCUUUUUCAUGCUCAAUUUGUGGCCAAAAAUUCUCCCUGAGUGGAGCUUUAAAAAGCCAUACAAGAACCCACACUGGUGAGAAACCUUUUUCAUGCUCACUUUGUGGCCAAUUAUUCUCUCAGAGGGGACAUCUAAGAUGUCAUACAAGAAUCCACACCGGUGAGAAACCUUUUUCAUGCUCAGUUUGUGGCCAAAACUUCUCUCAGAGGGCACAUUUAAAUAAGCACACAAGAAUCCACACUGGUGAGAAACCUUUUUCAUGCUCAGUUUGUGGCCAGAAAUUCCCCAGGAAGGGAAGCUUAAAAAGUCAUACAAGAACCCACACUGGUGAGAAACCUUUUUCAUGCUUAGUUUGUGGCCAAAAAUUCUCUCAGAGGGCACAUCUAAAAAGUCAUACAAGAAUCCACACUGGUGAGAAACCUUUUUCGUGCUCAGUUUGUGGCCAGAAAUUCUCUGAGAAGGGAAGCUUAAAAAGUCAUACAAGAACCCACACUGGUAAGAAACCUUUUUCAUGCUCAGUUUGUGGCCAGAAAUUCUCUGAGAAGGGAACCUUAAAAAGUCAUACAAGAAUCCACACUGGCGAGAAACCUUUUUCAUGCUCAGUUUGUGGCCAAAAAUUCUCUGCCAAGGAAACUUUAAAAAGUCAUACAAGAAGAAUUCACCCUGGCGAGAACCCUGUUGCCUGCUCAGUCAGUUGCCAAAGAGUCUCUGUUGAGAUUUGGGAGUGUAUUGGGGAGAUGAGCCGUGAUCCGUGAAGUUCUCACCUUCUAUUUGAGCAGAUUUUCUGAGUUUAUGCAUCAAUGAUAAUUCUAUUCUAGUAUGUACCUUUUGAUUGAGAUGCUGAACUCCUUGUCUUUAUUACAGUGAGAAGUUCAUAUUUUAGCUUUAGUCAUGAAUUUUAAAAUAAAGUUAACCGGCCUCGGGAUGAUAAUAAUUUUGUAUUUUCUAUUAUACUUGAUUUCAUUUUGGUUUUAGUUUAUGUAACUGCAAUUAGUUUUAUUCCUAUUCCCGGCAAGUUGCUUAGUUUUUAUUAGUGUCUGUUUAGGACUUUGUUUUGUUCAGCUUUUCAUGUUCAUGUGGAUCAAUAAAAUGAAAAAAAAUA
Molecule: messenger RNA, 2612 nt
Organism: Syngnathus typhle (broad-nosed pipefish)
Lineage: Eukaryota; Metazoa; Chordata; Actinopteri; Syngnathiformes; Syngnathidae
Product: gastrula zinc finger protein XlCGF57.1-like
Exons: 2
Coding region: 496-2265 (589 amino acids)
Biological process (GO): regulation of transcription by RNA polymerase II
Cellular component (GO): nucleus
Molecular function (GO): DNA-binding transcription factor activity, RNA polymerase II-specific; RNA polymerase II cis-regulatory region sequence-specific DNA binding
Source: RefSeq, a predicted model, not a curated record